Mycena citricolor is the source of this 456-nucleotide messenger RNA. Lineage: Eukaryota; Fungi; Basidiomycota; Agaricomycetes; Agaricales; Mycenaceae. The record is from the annotation of a GenBank genome assembly.
CAAAAAUCACGUGGAAAGUCCCGGAUGCGUGGAUCUGGGUGGGCACUCCCGCAGUGAUUCCGAUGGUUUUGCACAAGCCUAGAGUGAUGCACCCUCAUCAGGAUCCAUAUUACAACGGGCCGGCAUUCGCUCGCGCAAAUCUCCAAAGUUAUUCGAUGCAUCGCCAGAAUUAUUUGGAGAAUUGCGGUAUAUACCAUUAACCAUCAUUCCCAAAUAAUUCUUGCUCAAUCGCUCUCCUAGCGACUAGCUACGAGCAGCUCUCUCUCGCCUCCUCAAAUAAUGUUUCGACACAGAAUCCAGGUCCAGAAUUUACGAGCCUCAGCUCACAUCCUGUGGUAGUGCCGGCAGGGUUCACAGAGCGCAGCACAAACGCCCCGGGCUGGUGGCGAGAUCCCACUACUGGCUGGUUCUGGCAUGCCGAGAAAGGCUUAUUUCCGCCGACAAACUAAGCUUUUC